Clunio marinus is the source of this 279-nucleotide messenger RNA. NCBI's taxonomy places the organism in Eukaryota, Metazoa, Arthropoda, Insecta, Diptera, Chironomidae. The record is from the annotation of a GenBank genome assembly.
AUGAUGCCAGUCACCAUGAAACCAGUGCACGUAAAGAUUAACGUUGUUCAGUUGAGGCUUCACUUAAAUGAAAGCUUCGAUGGAAAAAAAUGGUUUAACAUGGAAUCGUUCUUGUGGGCUUACAAAGACAAUCAAUUUCGUGAUCGAGUUUGUAGAGCAAGUGGAAAGUUCUCUCCUCAUUUGAGUUAUGCAGUGUUACAUAAGAAUCACUCGAGGUGGAUGAAAUACGAGAAAUGUUUAAAAGCUCAAAUUUCUCAUCAUGCCCGUCCAUCAACAUAA